This is a messenger RNA of Thamnophis sirtalis, 5194 nucleotides long. The record is from RefSeq and is a predicted model, not a curated record. NCBI's taxonomy places the organism in Eukaryota, Metazoa, Chordata, Lepidosauria, Squamata, Natricidae.
UGUCCCUCUCUGUCUUGGCAGCCAGGGUGUUCCUCUCCUCUCCCUUAGCCAGCAAUGACUUUGUGGAACUGGUCUUCUGUCCCACCACGCUUUCUACCACCUUCCUCCUGCCCGAGUCCCGCGUCUCUGUUGGCCAAUCGAUCUACACCAUGACAGGGUCCCGGCAGCUGGUUCCCGGCGGAGGAGGGCUGCGCGAGAGGUUGUGUGGCUUGGGUUGAAGGAUGGCCUCACUGGACCUGCCUUACCGCUGUCCGCGCUGCGGGGAACACAAGCGCUUCCGGAGCCUGUCCUCUCUAAGGGCUCACUUGGAGUACAAUCACACCUAUGAAACUCUCUACGUCUUGUCUAAGACAAACAGCAUCUGCGAUGCCACCAUCUUCCCCCUGCCGACCGAUGCCGCCCUCUUGAGCCCGGCGACCCGCCGGGACAUCUUCGAAAGCACUUCCUUCCAGGGCAAAGAACAGCACCUCACUUGCGACCUCCUGUCGGCCGAAGAGCUGGAGUCCUCCUCGUCUACCGCGUCAUCCCGCUACUUCCACGAGAUCGAGAUCCCGCUGUCGGAGAUCUUCACCCGCAAAGUCAUGACUUCCUCCGCCACGCCUCCGGCGUCUGCCGCCACUGCCGCGGCGACGGUUGCGGCGGUGGACGCAGCUUACGAAGAAGGUUUGACCCGUUUGAAGAUCCGGGCUUUUGAGAAGCUGGAAGUGGACAAACGUUUGGAGAAGUUCACGGAAGAAGUGGAGCAGAAGAUCGCCUCCCAAGUGGGACGGCUGCAAGUGGAAUUAGACCGCAAAACCACCGAGCUGGAGAAAGCCAAGCAAGAAAGCCUCAAACUCAGCCGCGAGAAACAAGAGCUGGAAGAUCGGGCGGUAGAGCUCUCCCGCCAGGUGGACGUCAGCGUGGAGAUGUUGGCGUCCCUCAAGCAGGACCUCGUCCUGAAGGAGCAGGAGUUGACCCGCAAGCAACAGGAGGUCAUCCAGAUAGACCAGUUCUUGAAGGAGACGGCCGUCCGCGAAGCCAACGCCAAAGUCCGGCUCCAGCAGUUCAUCGAGGAGCUCCUGGACCGAGCGGACCGGGCGGAGAAGCAGCUCCAGAUCAUCAGCAGCAGCUGCGGCACCACCCCGAACUGUAGCCUGGGAAGAGGGAGCGUCCCGGGAUCCAAGAACAGCAGCCGAGGCCUCGCGAAUGAAGCCAAGGGCGAGGGCGUCCAGCUGCGCCAAAGCAGUCUCCCAGAGUUCGGGGUGCUACGACAGCGACAGCCCUGAAGCCUAUCACGGGGGCGAGAACAGCAAUGGGCCCUCCUACCAGUCUCGAGGCUCGGAGAGCGGCUUUGAGCGGCCCGGCGGGGUGCGCAGCUCGGCUUUGCGCAGACAGGCCAUUCAGAAUUGGCACCGCCGGCCGUACCGGAACAGCACCGAGGGGGAGGAAGGAGACAUUUCCGAUAUCGGAUCGCGGACCACCGAGUCGGAGGCGGAAAUGUGGGAGCUGGAACCAAGGGUGCCCGCUGAGGUCCAGCAGGUGAAUUUCUCCAGGCCAGGACACAAUUCCAGGAUGGCAGCCAGGUCCGAUGCUGGAAAAGCAGGCCGGACGGAGCGGGGAAGCGCCUCCCGUUCCAAUGAGGUCAUCAGCCCAGAGAUCCUGAAGAUGCGGGCUGCCCUCUUCUGCAUCUUCACGUACCUCGACACCAAGACUUUGCUCAGGGCUGCGGAAGUCUGCAAGGACUGGAAAUUUGUGGCGCGACAUCCCGCCGUGUGGACCAGGGUAUUGCUGGAAAAUGCUAGAGUCUCCUCAAAGUUCCUGGUCAUGUUGUCACAAUGGUGCACCCAGACGCAUUCUCUCACCCUCCAAAAUCUCAAACCCAGGCAGAGGGGGAAGAAGGAGACGAAGGAGGAUUACAUAAAAAGCACACGCGGAUGCUUAGAAACUGGCCUCCAGCAACCCACCAGGUUUAGCAACCGUUGCCUGCAGAUGAUUGGGCGUUGCUGGCCACACUUGAGAGCGCUGGGGGUCGGAGGAGCCGGCUGCGGCCUGCAGGGACUGGCUUCCUUAGCCCGCAACUGCAUGCGCCUUCAAGUGCUGGAGCUGGAUCAUGUGGCGGAGGUCAACCAAGAGGUGGCGGCCGAGGUGUGUCGCGAAGGCUUGAAAGGCCUGGAGAUGCUGGUCCUCACGUCCACUCCGGUCACCCCGAAAGCCUUACUGCACUUCAACAGCGUUUGCCGGAACCUGAAGUCCAUUGUGGUCCAAGUCGGGAUUGCCGAUUACUUUAAGGAACCAAAUAGUUCGGAGGCCAAGAAAAUGUUUGAUGAAAUGAUCAACAAACUCCAGGCUUUGAAGAAGAGGCCGGGCUUCUCAAAAAUUUUACACAUUAAGGUGGAAUCCGGUUGCUAACCUUGGUGAGGGACGAGCCCGACCGACCGUCGCUUAACAUCCCGUUCCGAAAAGACUGUCCGGGAUUCCGAUGCCGGCUUCAGUUCCUCCUGAACUGGCUCCUUUUGCAAGGCCCAUCCGAGGCCUCCUCAUUUGGGAGCAGGUCUUGAGUUCCGGAAGAGAUGGGGCUCCUUCUCGAGGCGGGAAGAGCCGAGGAACACCAGAGAGGCUGACGGUGCUACCGAAACUCACCCGAGAACUGAGAAGAAGAUCCGUCCUCCCGUCAUUCUCCUCGCCGUUUUUUUUCCCCUCGCUCCUCCGGCGGAGGCAGCUGCACGACCACCUGCCUCCCGCCGCCGCGUCGUUUCCGUUCUCCUCUCCCGCCUAAAUUUGGGAGCGGUUUUCUGCCGGAAGGCCGAGAACUCAACCAGGGCCAGGAUCGUGCAGGAAAAGUGGUUUUUGUAGUUCCUUACUUGGGCGGGGGGCGCGGCCCUCCUGCGUUGACGACAAACCAUAGUUUCCUGCUGUCCGUCCCCCCCCCCAAUUCAAAACUCCGCCACGGCUGGCCUCUGUCCUCUUGCUUGCUUUUCAUAUAUUUUUUCCCCCCAAACCGGCAUUUAUUUUGGAUUUAUUUAUGUAUUUUAAGGAUGGGUGAGCUUCUACGGUGUAAAGGGACAUGGAUCUAACCGCUGUCAGUUUUUUUUUAUUAUUAUUAUUAUUUCGAAAGGAUAAAGCAGCAUUAAUUAAGCAGAAUUCCUCCACUCCAACAUCUGGGCAGGUUGGAUAUCGCUCUCUGCAGCGUGGGAAAUGUUGCGGGAUACGGCUUAACGGAAUCCACGUUUUUUCCUGCUCUCCAAAGGGAACAUUCACACACGCGGACGUCCCUGCUUUUGAGCCGGAGUGCUCAACCCCUUCGUCGGUGUAAAAAAGCAUUACGCAUUCUGGUGGGCUCGUCUUAUCUUCUAUCAGCCGCUUCAUCUUUUUUGAUAGACUGUGAUAAAUUGGUCCCCCUCCCCAUGGCAGCUCCAGCAAGGGACUCCUGUGAAAUUUAAGACCGGGGACGCUGGAGGGGUGUUAGAAAAAAAUGGCCUUCUCGGGUGUAGGCAUCUCUCUGGAGUAAGGCUGGCUUUGUAAAGAGACACCAGAUCCACCAACUUCCCAUUUUUUUUAUUUUUUUGGAGCUCUGUAAAUUUAUUAUUCUGGACGAAUCUUAGUCCGUUGCUGUGUUUGCUGGCUUCUGCCAACUGAAAUAACGGCGUUGGAAGGGACCUUGGAGGUCUUCUAGUUCAACCUUUGAGGGAUGUCGCCGAUCAAGGAAGGCGGGAUCGCUUCCCUCCCGUUUCCUUUACACAACAUCGCUUUGAUUUCUUGAAGGGGAGCGAGUUCGAAACUCACAGGGUUUGGUCUCACAAGGAGAAGCUUGCAAAAACAAGCCAGCUGUCAGGAUGGGGAAGCUGACUUCUGGAAGGUGGUGGCUCCUACUCGGGAGUAGCACAUCUUGCCCAGUGAGCUGGUUUCAAAGUUUCGAGCGGAAGCUUUUGCUCUAAAUUUAUUCUUUUACGAAGAGCCAUUUUUUUGUGGGGGAAAGACUUGAAGGCCUUCGAAGAACUCUUUCCCAACCAAACUCCAGAAUUGGGUCCGAAAAUCCAGCUGUGCCAAGACAUCUCAGGACUCUUGAAAACAAAGGAGGACGUCCGAUCUGUUCGACGUCGACUCGUCACAUCCGGAGCCUUGUUAAAAAGAGAGUGGGCUGCCCUAUUCCUUGUGUGACUCACAACUUUCAAGAAACAACCGUCUCUUUUUUCAAAGCCAAAGCUGGCAUCAUCUCAGCCUUCUGCCUCGAGAAUAAACGAGGCCAAGAAAACCGGGUUCUCAAGGCCCGGAGCUGAUAGGAGAACUCCCUUGCAGCUUGGCUUUUGGGAGUGGCACACAAACACACACAACACAUACAAAAAGACACAGCUCUGCUCACAAAUGCUCCGAGUCCCAUUGGACCCUUUGAAUCUGGACGGUUGCCCAGGCUAAGGUUAGAGAAUUGGAGGUGAGGUGCCCUGUGCCAAGGGCAUACAGGUGCCAGAAUCAUCCCCCCCCCAAAAAAAGUCAAGAUUGCGCCACUAAAGCCUUCUCACCAGGGCUUUGCUGGUGGAGCUGCCAUCUUGUCUUUUUUGUACCCCUCCUAAGGUCUAUUUUCAGGAGCCAACCCUAAAUUGGUGUAGAUCAGAGGCAGGUUUCUACCGGUAAUUUGGCCCAGGUCGCAGAACCGGUAGCGUGCGCGAAGCGAACCGAUACCAACGCCGGUAGGAACUCCUAGUUCCUGGCAUAGAUCUCUCGUUUUCACUUGUUGUCCUGUAAAUAAUCUGCCCGUUCAGGAGGGGGGUGGAGAAGUGUUUUUUUGCUUGUUCCAUUAAACAGGUGAGACCGCUUAGCGCCCAAAAUGAUCAAGGCAUCGUAGGAGACACAACAGCCGCCAACGGAGCUUGAAGUCCAGGCUUCGUUUGGACCGCAGGCCUCAAGUGGUUGAACGGUCAUUCCCUUCUUCUCCAAGGACCGCGGGAUACAGGGUUGGUUUGGACCAGAAGCUCAGCAUCCUGGCCAAACAAAAAUUUCUCAGGAGCCUUUGAAAGGAAACGAUGACUGGCCUAACACUUCAGGUCCGUGUGGAGGGGAAACGGGGAGGGCCACGCCCACCAAUUUUACGGUUUAAGAGGAUCUUCAGACAGGAAAGAGAGACAACCCCUCCCCCACCAGCUGCAAAUCAAGAGUUGGAGUUUUAAGUCCAGCUGCAAGCCGUCUCUUCUGGACCCCAAGACAGGCAGGGCCCCCCAAU